UCGGUGGAAAAGUAUGGAAAAAGUUAAAUACUAGCGCCCAGUUGCGAUUCGUCGCAGAUUUAAGAAGUUCCAAUUUUUAUUGUGAAAAAACCAGAAUAAUUAUUAUUUCAUAUAGAAGUAAUCACAUUAUAUUUUAUUAAGAAAAAAUUGCUAAACAUUUGCAUACGCAAGGGAAUAAGUGUCAAUAUUCGUUGACACAGUAACACAUCACAUGUGUAAUAUGUACAUGUCUACUACAGCAUUGUUGUUGAUGUCAGAGGCGCGGAAUCCUAGUGUAAAAAUGUGUAGUAAAACAAAUAAUAAUGAAAAACUAAAAAUCUUAGAAGAGCAACAAAAAGCUAUUGAUCGGGAACCGUUUCGUCACAUGAGAAUUGACGAUGCCAGCUGCCUUGAUACCAUCGAAGGACGAGAGAUUUGCGGAAAAUGUUACAAGUCGCGAAAAUUCUUUUGUUAUUCUUGCUGCAUACCCGUCAUUGAUGAAAAAUAUAUUCCAAGAAUUAAACUACCUAUUAAAAUUGAUAUUAUUAAACAUGCAAGAGAAAUAGACGGUAAAAGUACAGCUAUUCAUGCUGCUAUAAUUGCUCCAGAAGAUGUUAAAAUCUACAUAUAUCCUAAGUUUCCAGAAAUUUUAAAAACUGAUAGAGCAGUUCUUAUCUUUCCUAGUCAAACAGCAAUGAAUGUUGAAGAUUUGUUUGUAAAAACAGCAAACAAAAAUAAUGGUAUUAUAAAUGAAAGAAUCAAUAAUGAAUUCCCAAUCACCAGAGCAGUAUUUAUAGACAGUACCUGGCAUCAAACUAAAUCUAUAUAUAAGGAUGAACGAUUAAGAGAUCUACCUUGUGUAAUUCUUAAGUCUCGAAUAUCACAAUUCUGGAGGCAUCAAAAGAAAAGUCCAAGAUGGUACUUAGCAACAGUUGAAGCUAUUCACCAAUUUCUUUUUGAAUUGCACGCUUGUGCCUUAGGAAAAAUUGAAAACUAUGCAACACUUGAGCAAGGUCUGUUAAAAAAAGAGGUGAAAAGUGUUAUCAAAGAAGCUGAUUUGCUUCAGCAGUACAAUGGACAAUAUGAUAACUUAUUAUAUUUUUUCAAAUAUAUGUAUGACAAGAUACAUCUUAUAUAUGACCAUGAUCAAUUGUGUGCAUACAAAAGACCACUAAUUUAAAUCUUUUAUCCACAAUAAAUUAUUUUCAUAGUUUUAUUAAAACUGUCUAUUAUAAUUUGUUGUAGACAUUUUUUCUAACAGUAAGACUGAUAGUAUAAACAAAAGACAUCAAAAUUAUAACCAAAAUCAUGAUCCUUUGUUUACAUUUUCAUUUUAUUUUCAAUAUUUGAGUUUUUCUUCAUUUCAAUUAAAUGUAGAUUAAGCAUGGAAAAUUUUAAGCAAGGUAAUUAAUCUAGAUUGUAAUACUCACUAUUAUAGCUAAAUAAUAUACUGCUCUAGAUUUUGACUUACCAAACUCUGAGAGUAAUUCUGAAACAGAAUUUUCAAGACAAGUAGAAGAAUGCCAAAGUAAUCUGUAUCGUAUGGAAAAAUUAUUAUUCCAUUUACAAAAUGAUAGUAAAAGGCCACUUAGAAAAUCAC
Messenger RNA from Phymastichus coffea, 1579 nucleotides. Its product is annotated as tRNA-uridine aminocarboxypropyltransferase 1. The coding region runs from base 212 to 1159 and encodes 315 amino acids. Gene Ontology annotation, biological process: tRNA modification. The transcript is spliced from 4 exons. Gene Ontology annotation, molecular function: tRNA-uridine aminocarboxypropyltransferase activity. The record is from RefSeq and is a predicted model, not a curated record. NCBI's taxonomy places the organism in Eukaryota, Metazoa, Arthropoda, Insecta, Hymenoptera, Eulophidae. Gene Ontology annotation, cellular component: nucleus.